Molecule: messenger RNA, 1754 nt
Organism: Prinia subflava (tawny-flanked prinia)
Lineage: Eukaryota; Metazoa; Chordata; Aves; Passeriformes; Cisticolidae
Product: oxygen-dependent coproporphyrinogen-III oxidase, mitochondrial-like
Exons: 7
Coding region: 217-1326 (369 amino acids)
Cellular component (GO): cytoplasm
Molecular function (GO): coproporphyrinogen oxidase activity
Source: RefSeq, a predicted model, not a curated record
CCCGUUAGUGCCCCGCGGUCCAGCUGACAAUGUGGUGAUAAAUGACAGACCGGACUGGAAGAUCUCAGAGGUACUUCCCCGCUCAUCGAUUCCAUAUGUAGACACACGUUGAUACCCGGCCCCGCCCCGGCCCGCCCCGACCUGGCCCGGCCCCGCUCCGCUCCGCUCUUCUCCGCUCCUCUCCGCCCCGCGGGCUCUGCGGUGCCGGUGCCGGUCAUGGCGAUAGCAGCGCUCCUGUUCCGCGGGGCUGUCCGCCGUCCGCCCGGCCUCGUCUUUGCCCGGACGCUGGGCUCCGCGCCGCCGGGACCGGCGGCCCGGGGGGACGAGGAGGAGAAGGAGCUGCGGCAGCGGUUCAUGGCGCCGCCGGUGAGCGGGCUGCAGGAGCUGCGACGGCAGCCGGGGGAGAUACGGAGACGCAUGGAGCUGCUCAUGAUGGAGACGCAGAUGGAGGUGUGUUGCGCCCUGGCCGCCCUGGAGCCCGGCGCCUCCUUCACCGUCGACAGCUGGGAAAGGAAGGAAGGCGGAGGCGACAUCAGCUGCGUGCUGCAGGAUGGCGAGGUGUUCGAGAAGGCGGGGGUGAACGUGUCCGUCCUGACCGGGCUCCUGUCCGAGGAGGCAGCGCGGCAGAUGCGGAGCAGGGGGAAGACUCUGAAGGCCAAGGACGGGAAGCUGCCUUUUUUUGCCAUGGGUGUGAGCUCUGUUAUCCAUCCAAAGAAUCCUCAUGUUCCAACCACGCACUUCAACUACAGAUACUUUGAAAUUGAAGAAGCAGAUGGAAAUAAAGAGUGGUGGUUUGGUGGCGGGAUUGACCUCACUCCAACUUACCUGAAUGAAGAAGACGCCGUUCAUUUUCACAAGACUCUGAAAGAAGCCUGUGACAAGCAUGAUCUGAAGCUGUACCCCAAGUACAAGAAAUGGUGUGAUGACUACUUCUAUAUCAAGCACCGUGGCGAGCGAAGAGGGAUUGGAGGCAUAUUCUUUGAUGAUAUGGACUCCCCCUCCAAGGAGGAGGUGUUCCAGUUUGUAAAGAGUUGUGCCAAAGCUGUUGUGCCUUGUUACAUUCCCAUUGUGAAGAAGCACUGCCAUGACCCCUUCACCCCAGAGGAAAAGCUAUGGCAACAGCUUCGGAGAGGACGUUAUGUAGAGUUCAACUUGGUUUAUGACAGAGGUACUAAGUUUGGCCUCGAGAUAAGAUCAAGAAUUGAAAGCGUUCUUGCGUCUCUGCCACUGACUGCAAGGUGGGAGUACAUGCACGACCCACCCGAGAACUCCAAAGAAGCAGAAAUCUUGGAGGUUCUGCGGAAUCCCAAAGACUGGGUGCACUGACACGGGUCCUGAAGAAGAUGGAUUGCUUCCACUGAGCUGUUCUGAGCGAACAGGAACGCCUGCAAACCAGCCCAUUCAAACUGCUGUGGCGUGGUGUUUCAGUGUGUCCAUUUAUACUCUUCCUCGUGCCUUAGUUAUGCUGUAGACUUGUUAGAACUUGCAAAUGCGUGAACUCCUUCUUUUAGAUUGAUGGGCUAACAUUGUCACCCAUCAUUGUUGCCUUUUGAAGGACUGGUGAAGGCCUGACAGGGCUACUCUGCAUGCUUUAGAUGACUGCAAAAUGGCAAACUACUGUGAUAUGUUCAGGGAAAUGAAGGCAUUAUCUGUGCCAAAAUCUGUGCCUAAGGCACUGCUUACCCUUAUGGAAUGUUGGGAUGCUUAAAAACUUUUUUAAAAAGAAUAAAGAGAAUUUUUGGCAUUAUAUUAAA